Molecule: messenger RNA, 544 nt
Organism: Nothoprocta perdicaria
Lineage: Eukaryota; Metazoa; Chordata; Aves; Tinamiformes; Tinamidae
Product: protein diaphanous homolog 1-like
Exons: 4
Biological process (GO): actin filament polymerization
Cellular component (GO): actin filament; cytoplasm
Molecular function (GO): microtubule binding; actin binding
Source: RefSeq, a predicted model, not a curated record
CUCUUUCCGCAUGCCCUAUGAAGAAAUCAAGACUGUCAUCCUGGAGGUGAAUGAAGCUGUGCUCACCGAGUCCAUGAUCCAGAACUUGAUCAAGCAAAUGCCAGAGCCAGAGCAGCUGAAGAUGCUCGCCGAACUGAAGGAUGAGUACAAUGACCUGGCAGAACCGGAGCAGUUUGGGGUUGUGAUUAGCUCAGUUUCUCGCCUUCGACCCCGGCUCAAUGCCAUCCUCUUCAAGCUGCAGUUCAAUGAACAGAUAGAGAACAUAAAGCCCGAGAUCGUUUCGGUGACGGCAGCUUGCGAAGAAGUGCGCAAGAGUGAGAGUUUCUCCGGCCUCCUGGAGUUCAUUCUGCUCGUGGGCAACUUCAUGAACGCCGGUUCCCGGAAUGCCGGGGCCUUUGGAUUCAACAUCAGCUUUCUCUGCAAGCUCCGAGACACGAAGUCCUCGGAUCAGAAGCUGACGCUGCUGCACUUCGUGGCUGAACAGUGUGAACAGUCCUACCCCAACCUGCUGACGUUUCCCGACGAGCUCAUCCACGUGGAGAAG